GUUUUCCAAAGUAAUUCCUUACAAAAAUGGCGUGAAGUUAUGAAUUCUGUGAUGUCAAAAAAAAAAAAAAAAAAAUUCAUGAAGAACCCUAAAAGGCUCUCAUUGUCUUCUUCCAAAUUCUUAGGUGAACACAAUUUGGAGAUUUUUUCGGUGGAUACAAUUCUGACAACAAAUUAUGUGAAGGUUAAAUAAAGUUAUCUUGAAUGGUAAAGUUUGAAAUAAUGGAUGAAGAUAACAGUUUGAAUAUUCGUAAUUGGGGUUACUAUGAACCAACAUCUGUUAAAGGAAAUCUGGGGCUUCAGCUCUUGUCCCCAACAAUGCCUGAGAAACCCUUCAUGGGUGCACGCAGUAAUGCGAUCAUGACAAAUGUGAGCGGAGGUUUUCACCAUAGGGAUAUUGGGGUUUCGCAGCCCAUGUUCCCUAUGGAGUGCAUGAGGGAUGUUUGGAUAGGUCAUAGAGAGAAGCUUCUCAAUAUUUUGCCUGGAAACCAUAAUUACGAGGCACUUUUGCCUGAAACUGCUUCAACUCAUCAUGUGCAAGUGUUUCAACCACCUGAUUCGGAAAAUGAUGAAAUGCUGGACCAAGUUGAAGAGUCUGGUUUUGUAGAAAAGGAAAAUGGUCCCAAUAAAAAGAGGCAGCGUGCUAAUGCCCCAAAAUCCCCCAAAGCAAAGAAGGGUACAAGGGCUCCCAGAGUACCCAAGCCUGAGGGUAGUCCUUCUGUUCAGCGAGUAAGGUCUGCCAAGAAAACCACUGAAAUUCUGAUAAAUGGGAUCAAUAUGGACAUGUCAGUUAUUCCUAUACCGGUUUGCUCAUGUACUGGCAACCCCCAACAAUGCUAUCGUUGGGGUUGUGGUGGGUGGCAAUCAGCUUGUUGUACGACAUGCAUAUCCAUGUAUCCAUUGCCUAUGAGUACAAAAAGGCGUGGUGCAAGGAUAGCAGGUAGAAAAAUGAGUUCAGGAGCUUUUAAGAAGGUCUUAGAGAAACUUGCUGAUGAAGGCUAUGACUUCUCUAAUCCGAUUGAUCUGAGAACUCAUUGGGCUAAACAUGGUACGAACAAGUUUGUCACUAUCAGGUAGAUGUACUAUGUGGAUCUUUCUAUUGCCCUACGAUUGCAAUGCACCAUGUUUGUAUUUGUAUAUUUUUUUAUGCAUCUGGUCUUCGAGGAGGCUUCAAAUCUAGUUUGUAGUUUAUAUUCUGUCACAUUCGAUGAUUUUAGAAAAUUGUCCUUUUUGGCACCAUGACUGUUGUUUUAUCCUCUCUCUGUUCAUAGUCAUAGCUGUUUCAUACUUAUUGAUGCCAGGGAAAAUGAUGUAGUAGAUGAGUUUUUUUAAUAGAUUGAUGCCUCGUAGUUUCUUUUUCUCCUGACCUUCUAAACU
This is a messenger RNA of Populus euphratica (Euphrates poplar), 1376 nucleotides long. Its product is annotated as protein BASIC PENTACYSTEINE2-like. NCBI's taxonomy places the organism in Eukaryota, Viridiplantae, Streptophyta, Magnoliopsida, Malpighiales, Salicaceae. Bases 204 to 1076 code for a protein of 290 amino acids. The transcript is spliced from 2 exons. The record is from RefSeq and is a predicted model, not a curated record. Gene Ontology annotation, biological process: response to ethylene. Gene Ontology annotation, cellular component: nucleus. Gene Ontology annotation, molecular function: sequence-specific DNA binding; DNA-binding transcription factor activity.